Messenger RNA from Anoplopoma fimbria (sablefish), 3093 nucleotides. RefSeq names its product chloride intracellular channel protein 4. The transcript has 7 exons. Lineage: Eukaryota; Metazoa; Chordata; Actinopteri; Perciformes; Anoplopomatidae. Bases 1 to 3093 code for a protein of 1030 amino acids. The record is from RefSeq and is a predicted model, not a curated record.
AUGGCUCAGUCAGGAUCCUGCCCAAACCCAGACCUCUCAAAUGGCACCAUUGUCUACGGCCCACUAGGUAUUCGUUUAGACCUGGAGACCCACAGAGGAAGAGUGGAUGAGGACGGAGAAGAAGAUGAUGAUGAGGAGGUGGAACUGGCCGAGGAAGUAGGGGAGGAGGUUUUGAUGAUGGCUGAAGCAGAAGAGGGGCGAGCCGAAGGAGACAGCAGAGAGCAGAGCGAAAGGGAGGAAGUGAGGAUUAUCCAAGUGGCCCUGUUACCAAAUGAAGUAAUACAAGAGGGGGAGGAAGGAGGACCGGAGGAAAACAGGGAGGCAGGAGAAGAAGUGGGGGAUGAAGAGCAGAAAAUGAUAGAUGAACAGGGAGAACAAGAGUCAAAAGACACAAAGGCAAUGCCGGGUCACUUUUCAGCAUUGGUUGAGGUUGAGAAAGGUCAAGAACAGAUGUUAGACAGCAAUGAGGAAAAGGAGGAAGUGAUAGCAAGUUCGGCGAGAGACAAUGGGCUGGAAGACCACCCGAUGGUGUCCACUUCUGAUGAUGCAGAGCAGGUUCAGGACUCAGGGACUCUUGUAGAAGAGCCAGGAGAAGGUCCACCGUUGUGUUCAGACAACACACACGAAGCAGAAGUUCACACUCUACCCACCAACAGUGAGGACUCGGCAGUAGAUGUGACCCCUGUUGCCACGGCGAUAGCAGAACAAGUGGACCACCGAGAGGAGCUGUGCCAAAGCUCGACUGUCAUCAACAAUGGAAGAGCCUUUGAUACGACUGCUAUAAUCGAACUGGUGGCCAACCAGGCCAACCAAUUAACCGGUGAGAAGAAUGAUGAAACGGAAAAGGUUGAUGAGAAGGAUAACGCAGAAUCAAGCAAUCACAUCACAAGGCAACAGGAGGACCGCAUGGAAACAAAGGUUGAGGAUGAGGAAACCAACGAGUUUGUGAAAGGUGCAACAACCUCUCCUGACGAUGUUCUCGAGACAGAAGGUGGAGUAAAUGAGAAGGUAGGAACACCAGACCUUCCCUUUGAACCCUCUGAAGAGCAGCCACAGACAGAAGGAGGGAUUGAGGAAACGAGGAUGGUAGGGAUCAGCAAGAGGGAGCGAGAGGAAAAGCAAGUGCGACAGGUUGGGGUUAAUACUCUAACAAUGACGGACGGGGGAGGACACAGCACGGAAGAGGACAGGGAGACGGGCGAUAAAGUUCUUAGAGAGUCAAAGGGGGAGGAAGAGCACAGAGGAAGAGGUGAUCUCAAGAUGCAAGAAGAGGAGAUGGUUCAAGUUGAAAACCAGGCGGAGGAAGAGCUCCCAGAACCAGAGGAGGCACCUUUAGGCAAACCGCAAGAUGUGGAAUUGGACCAGGUGGAGGAAGCCUUUGAACUAGAGGAAAGGGGUGAAGCUGUACCUGAUAUCCCUGGAGGAGAGGUUCCAUCAGAGGAUUACAAGUCCACAACAGAGCAGGGAGGUGAUUUGCAAGAACGUCCUUCACAGCUCCUCAAAGAAGAAGGGACAGAUUGGGGAGAAAGAUUGAGAGAAAAGCUACGAGAGCUGGCCCUUGUUGAAGACGAGAAGGGGGGAGGAGCAGAAGAAGAAGAAGCAAUGGAGGGAGAGCUGGAGAUGGCGGAGGAGCCUGUGACCGUUUUAGAUGAUGAGAUCGAGGAGAUAGAGGACAGUCUGAGGGGAGAACCUGAAGAACAAAAGCCUGCCACCAUCACACCCCUUUCUGAACACACCACAGUGGAGACAAAGGACCCAGAUAACCAAGACCCGCGAGAAGUAAAUGUUAAAGAGAAAGAUGAGGAGCAGAGAGAUGGAACAGAAGAGGUAGAGAAGGAUGAGAAGCCAAAAGAUGAGAAGGAAGAGGUAGAGGAGGACAGUAAUGGAAGAGUUAAAGGACUGAAAGAAGUGAUGGAGAAUGGGAUCUUGUGUCCUGAGCCACAGCCUCUCAGGAUGGAAGAAUGGGGGAAGGCAAGAGUGCUAACACCCAGAAAGAAAGAUAACGACUGGAUUAAAAAAGUCCACCCGGAGGAAGAGAGCGCCCCGGAAACGAAUCCCUGGAGGAAAGAACUGAGGCCGGUGAACAAAGAGGUCUGGGAAUCUGAGAGGGGGAGGAAAGAGAGAGAGAAAAGUCCUCCAAGGAAGGAGGACUGGAUCAAGGAGCUGAAGUCAGUCAUCAAACACGACAACCGGCCCAAAAAGAGGGAUGAGCAGGUAAAGAAAAAGAGGGUGGUGCUGCUGGAGGACAGACAUUCGUACAUCCCUCAGCGGGGGGAGGUGAUGGAGGAGAAGAGGGCGGAGGUGAAACUAGUCCCCCAUAAGAGGAUGGAGAGCCGUUUGCCCACUGGACGCGGGAGCAGCGGAACACCCCUAGACCAGGUCUACGAGAUCUCCCUGUAUGUCAAGGCGGGAAGUGAUGGGGAGAGCAUCGGUAACUGUCCAUUCUCUCAGAGACUCUUUAUGAUCCUGUGGCUUAAAGGAGUCAUCUUCAACGUCACCACCGUCGACCUCAAACGGAAGCCGGCCGACCUGCAGGACCUCGCUCCAGGAACAAACCCUCCAUUUGUGACCUUUAAUGGCGAAGUCAAGGUCGAUGUCAACAAGAUCGAGGAGUUCCUGGAGGAGAAACUGACCCCACCACGCUACCCCAGACUGGCUCCCAAACACCCCGAAGCCAACACAGCGGGCAUCGACGUGUUCGCCAAGUUCUCGGCUUACGUCAAGAACCCGAGGAAAGACGCCAACGACGCCUUAGAGAAGACCUUGCUGAAGUCUCUCCGGCGUCUCGACGACUUCCUGAGGACUCCCCUGCCGGAGGAGAUUGAUGCUGACGCCUCAGGAGACCUUCCCGAGUCCUCCAGGAGCUUCCUAGACGGGUCUGAGCUCACCCUGGCCGACUGCAACCUGCUGCCUAAACUACACAUCCUGAAGGUCGUAGCCAAGAAAUACAGAGGCUUUGAGAUCCCGGCGGAGAUGACAGGGGUGUGGAGGUAUUUAAACUGCGCCUAUCAGAGGGAGGAGUUCACCAGCACCUGCCCGGCUGAGAGGGAGAUCCACUUUGCCUAUCUGGAUGUUGCGAAACAAAUCAAAUAA